GAAACAUACGCAGACGAGGAUGAUGGAGUUUCGUUUCACUAAUCUUUGUUGUCGAGUGACGCCCGUGAGAUCGGACAAUAAUACUCACGAGGUGAGGCAAAAUUGGCCAAAGAAACAGAUUAGGAACUCCAGAUUCCCUCCUACCAAGAUAGUAGUUGAUCAGUGGGGAUGAUGAAAUUUAGAGAUAUAGUGCUUUCAGGAAUAGUUUUCCUGCUCUCGAUUGGAUCGCGGAACAUUUGGACGAGAGAAUCAUUGCUCUAACAUGUCGACGGCUCUUCUUGGCUUUACUUUUCACUCCGGAUGAGUAAAAAGGUUACCUUCUCUCUUCUUCUUCUCGGGCAUUAUUGUGUGGGAUUUUGGCCCCUUGCCAUUGCCAAGCGUCCCUAACAUUUACAGCAUCACCAACACUGGUUGGUCAUCCACACAGAGAGAGAGAGAGAGAGAGCUGACACGCUAUACACUGGUUGGUCAUCCACAGAGUUAGCUCUCUCUGUUUCUUCCAAAUGUUUGCAGGUCUAUAGCCAACGAGAGCAUCGGGAAACGUAAACAAGCUAUAGUCUUCUUAGAGAAAGAGGGGGAACACUCCCCAACGAUACUAGUAUUAGCUGAAACAGGACAAGUCCCAAUGGAGAUGAGUGAAGUGUCUCUCUAGCCGAACUACAGUUAUGGAUAAAGUGGGAAAUGUGGUUGUAGAUAUUGAGAGCCUAACUCAACCAUCAGACAAUUGCUCUGGAAGUCCAAAAGUGACAAAAGCUCUAUCUCGUAAAGGUUCAUGCAGAAUGGACAGGCGAAAUGGUGAGGAGCAAGAGGCAGAUGAGGCCACCAAAAAGCUUGUGGUUAAAGUAUUCUAUUCCCAAUCCGAACAGUUGAAGCAACAACCGAUUACCAACAAGUCUCAUGUAGGACUUCCAGCUGUGGCAAAUGUCUCUAAUCUCUCAGAUGCUGGAGAUGGAAGGACUAGGAAGUUAAAUCGCUUCACAGCCAUCAACCCAAAAAAGAUACUUCUCCUCUUUGCAUCAAUGUCUAGCAUGGGUACAAUCAUUCUCAUAUAUUUCACACUUGCUAUCUACCUGAGAGGAGCUUAAUUACUUCCUAAAAUUUGGUUGGCCGAUAAGGUCAGCUUUGAUUAUUUUCUUUUUCUUUCUUUUUUUUUGGUGGAAAGAACCCUCGUAGAUACUACGAGUGGAGGAUCCAGAAAACGAGAAGCUCAACAAUACCGCAUAUAAAACCCGAUUUCUGGGUAUGUGAUCGAUGAGCAGGUGGUUGUGGAGGCAUUAUAAUCUGCAAAGCUCUGCCUGGCUGUUUUUAGUUUAGCUUUCUUUUCUAAAUAUCAGCUUUGAGAUCUUGCAAUUUGAAGCAAAUAAUUGUUGUGCAGAACUUCAUGCCUUUGACUUCUUUUUCUUCCUUUUUUGUGAGUCUACGAGGAAUUUAACCCUUUUUUUCUUCA
This is a messenger RNA of Musa acuminata subsp. malaccensis (wild Malaysian banana), 1447 nucleotides long. RefSeq lists its product as uncharacterized. The record is from RefSeq and is a predicted model, not a curated record. Lineage: Eukaryota; Viridiplantae; Streptophyta; Magnoliopsida; Zingiberales; Musaceae.